Messenger RNA from Xyrauchen texanus (razorback sucker), 3423 nucleotides. It is a transcript of the gene lrtm2b, whose product is annotated as leucine-rich repeats and transmembrane domains 2b. Lineage: Eukaryota; Metazoa; Chordata; Actinopteri; Cypriniformes; Catostomidae. The transcript has 5 exons. Gene Ontology annotation, molecular function: protein binding. Gene Ontology annotation, cellular component: plasma membrane. The coding region runs from base 381 to 1547 and encodes 388 amino acids. The record is from RefSeq and is a predicted model, not a curated record.
GCCCACGAAGACAUCCUUUGAGGACAUUGUGUGUAUCAUCCCACCCCCAAGGCCAGUCACAGGUAGAAAAAAGUAGAGAAGGCUUCUUAGAAAAGGUCAGAGUGGGCAGGCACAGACUGUUGUAAUGUUAGUCCUACUUACUGAUGUGACCCACGCUCACAUACACACACUGGACUUUGCCGUGAGGAAGAACUGCCAAUUCCUCUUUUGUUCCUUUAUUUUCCUAUUCUAUUUAUUCGUUCAAUUGAGUGGAGCAAUUAUGAGGAUCCAUAGAUUGGUAUGUUGAAAGAUUUACCAUAAUGGUGAAGGCAUUCAUUUAACAUAGAAGUCUGCUCAGAAGAAGCCGAUACAAGAAGGUCUGCACGACCAUAAGGACCAGGAUGAAUACAAAAAUAGUUUCCACAAGCCUGCUGACCCUUUUCAGCCUGUGUGGAAUAUCUACCAACUGUCCAUCUGUCUGUACCUGCAUUGGGAACCAAACAGACUGCAGUGACCUUAACCAACUGGCCUCCAUGGACUCAAUCCUGAACCAGCUUCCCUACAACACAACCUUCCUCACCCUCUCUACAAACAACUUCCCUGCCGUUGAACCUGGGACCUUUUCCAAUCUCAGCAGCCUUCUUCAUCUCGACCUCUCUAGAAACAUUCUCUCGACCCUUCACCCUUCAAGCUUCUCCCAGCUGAAUAAGCUGGACUUCCUGGAUCUCUCUGAAAACCUUCUGGUGGAGCUCCCUGUUAACCUGUUCUCUGAGCUCCGCAGCCUUACAGAACUGGUUCUAAGAGACAACAGGCUUAAGGAACUGAACCCAGGUCAGUUCAAAGGCCUGAUGGAGCUUAAGCGUUUGGACCUUUCCUCAAACAGUCUCUGCUGUCUGCCAAUGUAUCUACUAGAUGGGCUUCAGAACCUAGUGUGGCUCUCGCUAGUGGGCAACAAGCUGAGAACUCUGCAGCGGACUUCUCUUGAGCCGGCUACUGAUCUACAGCACAUUCUGCUGGAGGGAAACCCCUGGAACUGCAGCUGCAAACUCAUCCCACUCAAGCACUGGCUGGAAUGGACCUUGUAUAGAGGUGGCCAUGUGGAUUCCGUCAACUGCUCUUCCCCAACAAAUUUGUAUGGUAAAGAUCUUCGCAAUAUCCCUAUGGAGAUGUUCAGACACUGUUACCCUCUUUAUCUUGAGACCAGGAGCUCAUCUUUUGCUGAGGGUCACCCUGUAACAGCCGGGUCACCUGGGGACUGUAUACGCCAGCGCUACCGCCCUGUUAGCGUGCGUCGAGCGGCCGCCACAGUGGUGGUAGCUGGGGUGGUUUGUGGUGUGGUGUGUGUGUUAAUGGUGGUAACAGCCACCUACGGCUGUAUCUAUGCCAUGCUGGCUGCUCACGAACAGCAGCAGCUGAUGCAUGGCAACAGCCAGCAGCAGCAGCCAUUGAUAGUGGUGAAGGAACCAGAGCAGGAUGAAAAGGAAGAUCUGGUGGCAACUAUUGCAAAGGAAGAGGAAGCCCUGGAGUGUGCAGAGUGGAUGGCAUUUCCUCCAGAAGUGUCUGUUUAACAGACACAAGAACCUCUGGGAGCUUUAAUGGAACAUUCAGUUUAUCGAUGGUUCAACUUCAUCAGUCAUUGAUAAAGCCAUUUGAUGUACAUAGAUUUUUGGAUGUUUCAUUUUGGAGAAAGGGUAUAAGACCUAAUGACCCACUGUAGGCCAGGAGCAAUUAUAAUAUUUAUAUAAUACAUAAAAACAGACAGUUUGAGGUGCUCAAUUAGAGAGAUAUAAAACUACGUAAUACAAUUUCCACAGCAAAUUUUCAAAUAUGGUUUAUAUGUUCUAAUUAUAUAUAUUGAAUUCAAGUUAUCUUGUAUAUUUUCCUGCAAAUUACCAAAACAAAUCAACUCUAAAAACUCUAAAAAAAUUCCUGAUAUUUAAUCGUAGAAAACAUUCCCUGUCUUAGGUCAAUUAGGAUCACUGUUUUAUUUUAAGAAUGUGAAAUGUCAGAAUAAUAGUAGAGACAAUUUUGUAUUAGUAAAGAGAAGCUUUUAUUUCAUUCAUCACAUUCCCAGUGGGUCAGAAGAUUACAUACACCUUGUUAGUAUUUGGUUAUUUAGUAGUAUUGCUUUAAAUUGUUUAACUUGGGUCAAACAUUUUGGGUAACCUUCCAUAAGCUUCUCAUAAUAAUUUGCUGGAAUUUUGGCCCAUUCCUCCAGACAGAACUGGUGUAACUGAGUCAGGUUUGCAGGCCUCUUUUUCAGGAUUGAGGUCAGGGCUUUGUGAUGGCCACUCUAAUACCUUGACUUUGUUGUCCUUAAGCUUUGGAAGUAUGCCUGGGGUCAUUGUCCAUUUGGAAGACCCAUUUGCAACUGAGCUUUAACUUCCUGGCUAAUGUCUUGAGAUGUUGCUUCAAUAUAUCCACAUAAUUUUCCUUCCUCAUGAUGCCAUUUAUUUUGUGAAGUGCAGCAGUCCCUCCUGCAGCAAAGCACCCCCACAACAUGAUCCUGCCACCCCCAUGCUUCAUGGUUGGAAUAGUGUUCUUUGCCUUGCAAGCCUCACCCUUUCUCCUCCAAACAUAACGAUGGUCAUUAUGGCCAAACAGUUAAAUUUAGUUUCAUCAGACCAGAGGAUAUUUCUCUGAAAAGUAAGAUCUUUGUCCCCAUGUGAACUUGCAAUCUGUUGUCUGGCUUUUUUAUGGCAGUUUUGGAGCAGUGGCUUCUUCCUUGCUGCACAGCCUUUAAGGUUAUGUCGAUAUAGGACUUGUUUUACUGUGGAUAUAGAUACUUGUUUUCCUGUUUCCACCGGCAUCUUCACAAGGUACUUUGCUGUUGUUCUGGAAUUGAUUUGCACUUUUCACACCAAGCUAUGUUCAUUUCUAGGAGACAGAAUGCAUCUCCUUCCUGAGCGGUAUGAUGGCUGCAUGUUCCCAUGGUGUUUAUACUUGUGUACUAUUGUUUGUACAGAUGAACGUGGUACCUUCAUGCAUUUUGAAAUUGCUCCCAAGGAUAAACCAGACUUGUGGAGGUCCACAAUUUUUUUUUAUGAGGUCUUGGAUUUCUUUUGAUUUUCGCAUGAUGUCAAGCAAAGAGGCACAGAGUUUGAAGAUAGGCUUUAAAAUACAUCCACAGGUACACCUCUAAUAGGCAAUUAUCUUAUCAGAAGCUAAUUGGCUAAUUGCCUUAAGGCUUGACAUCAUUUUCUGGAAUUUUCCAAGCUGCUUAAAGGCACAGUUAACUUGGUGUAUGUAAGCCUCUGACCCACUGGAAUUGUGAUAUAGUCGAUUAAAAGUGAAACAAUCUGUCUGUAAACAUUUGUUGGAAAAAUGAUUGUGUCAUGCACAAAGUAGAUAUCCUAUACGACUUUCCAAAACUAUAGUUUGCUAAUAUGAAAUCUGUGGAGUUUAAACAGAGAGAUAAAAUCUGUUUUAGAAAAUAAAUUUUUA